Messenger RNA from Protopolystoma xenopodis, 420 nucleotides. The record is from the annotation of a GenBank genome assembly. NCBI's taxonomy places the organism in Eukaryota, Metazoa, Platyhelminthes, Monogenea, Polystomatidea, Polystomatidae.
AUGAUGAUGCCUGUCAGUACCGAUGAAAGCUUGGCACAGGUUAAUCGGAGUCACAGGACGAUGAGCCGAGGACUUAUUCGCAUAAUUCAACAGUCUUCCCUACCUGACAAUCCUUUGGUUUCCGUUGAACAGGUUGUUUGUUGCCGACUAAGCCAAAUUCAAGCAGCCAUUUAUUCUAAUCUUGUUGAUAAAAAAGCGGUAGAGGUCGCCGCCAUGACUAGUGUAGCCGCCAGGGAUGGAAGAGCAGUUGUUUCUUCUCUUGCUUCGAUUACGCAACUCAAAAAGCUUUGUAACCAUCCUGAUUUGGUUUUUGACAAGAUUGUAGCUGGCACAGAUGGAUUUGAUGGUGCAUUACAAUAUUUUCCAGACAAAUAUACAGGCUGUUUGUUGUCUGGCAGAGGCUUAAAGCCCGAACUUUCA